CUGUUGAAGGGCCUCCUUAUUAAUGCUCAAGAAGGAUUAUUGUUUUUUAGGGUAUAUCUCAAGAUCGUCAUUAUAUUCUUCAUUGUGAAUUUCUGUAAUAAUACUUCUAUUAGAUGUGAUAUCUACUUCCCGUUAUUCAUAAUUUUCAAAUCUGGUUCCCUGUUUGCAAAUAUGACACUCGGAACCUUCUUGCGUGGACGCACAUAUACGGUAAAGAAAAUAGUUGCUGUUUUGACUGUGACUGGCGGCAUCAUCAUGUUCACAAUGGCUAGCUACGACAGCAGACCAAUUUCAACAUCUGAGUUGCAAUUUUUUGACAUUCCACCAUUUUGUAUAGGAAUUGUUCUCCUUACACUAGCUUUGUUGCUAAGCGCUUAUCUUGGCAUAUGUCAAGAGGAUAUGUAUAGAACAUAUGGAAAACAUGCCAAGCAAUCGAUGUUCAUGGUGCAUACACUUUCUAUACCCAUAUAUCUGAUUCUUGGAGAUGAGAUAUCCGACGCCAUUCGGGCGGCAAACAAUACUGAAUCGCUUACUGUAUUUGAUUAUGACUUAUGCAUACCUACAGCAUGGGCAAAUAUUAUUGCGAUUUGCGUUUUGCAAUACAUCUGUAUCGACAACGUUUAUCGCCUCACAGCUAUAACUACAUCGCUCAAUGUUACAAUGGUUACAUCGAUUCGUAAAUUUAUCUCAUUGCUCAUUUCAUUCGUAGCAAUCGGUAAUCCAUAUAAUAUUUUGCACUUCUUUGGAGCUUUCCUUGUCUUCAUCGGGUCGAUAAUGUUUUUUGCGGUUUUCAUUGAGACAACAAUAAACACCAAACACUAUUUCACAUUCGGCUAUGGAGUGAUUUAUGAAAAUGAGUUGAGGCCGCAGGUAAAUAUAACCUUGAAUCUCGCUCUCAUGUAAGU
Molecule: messenger RNA, 905 nt
Organism: Strongylus vulgaris
Lineage: Eukaryota; Metazoa; Nematoda; Chromadorea; Rhabditida; Strongylidae
Source: the annotation of a GenBank genome assembly